Molecule: messenger RNA, 713 nt
Organism: Phaeodactylum tricornutum CCAP 1055/1
Lineage: Eukaryota; Bacillariophyta; Bacillariophyceae; Surirellales; Neidiaceae
Exons: 3
Coding region: 1-606 (201 amino acids)
Molecular function (GO): transmembrane monodehydroascorbate reductase activity
Source: RefSeq, a predicted model, not a curated record
AUGGUUGCGAAAGGAAGCUUGGGGAAAUACCAGCCGGGUAAGCCAUCGCCUGCCGUAUACUGGACAGUGUUGAUUUCACUUAUUUCCUUUUCCAUUGGUGGUGGAUAUCUCGCGGGAACGCGGCCGAAUGGGGAAUGGCGAUUGUUCUCCUGGCACCCGAUGCUAAUGACGUCGGGUAUGGUCGGCCUGGCUGGGAUCGGAGCCCUUACGAAAAAAUUGGGCGGCUACACGAAUACCAAGCUUCAUGCAUUGUUGGGAUGGUCUUCCAUUUUCACUUCGUUUGCCGGUAUCUACGUCAUAUACCGGAACAAGGAGAUGAACGGAUACGGACACCUGAAAACUGCUCAUUCGCAGGCAGGGGCUGCUGUCGUGGUGACGACGGUCGGUUUGGGACUUGCUGGAAGUAUUUUUUUGCACCCUGAUUUCGGCGUGGACAAGACGAAUAAGACUAUUCGGUUGGCCCACAAGAUGGCCUCGCGAAUCACACUAAUGAUAGCCUGGUUCACGGCAUUUUAUGGAUUGAUGGAAAUGAUUCCCAAUGAGCCAAAAAUUCUUGCCAUGUACGGAUUUCCGCUUCUUAUGCUGGUACCUCUUGUGCUGAUUUGAAGCACUCUAUUUUGUUUGGCCACCGCAGUUUUUUUUCUGUGUUCUCGCUUUUAACGAAAACAAAGAUAUUGUGAGCACACUACUAUAAACCCAACGACCAGAACACC